AUGUCAGACGCUGUUCCUUUAUUACCUAACGAUAUAACUGAUGAUGAAUCAGAAUUGUCUCCAGAUUCUCCACAACCUUCCAAAUUAUUCAAAAAUUAUCGAUUCAGAAACUUAUUGGCCUUCAACUUAUCGGGAUUUUUUGCAAUUUCAUUCGUGAUCUUUCUAACAUCAUCUCAACCAUUCUUCAUCAGUCAAAUCUUACGUAUUGAUAAUAAUAGAAUAGGCAAGAUAAUAGGUCUUUUGGGUGUAGUUGAUGAAUUGACUAGCAUUUUAACAUCUCCAUUGAUCGGUUCGUUGAAUGAUAAAAUUAAUAAUUCCAAUUUACUUUUGAAUGGUUCAAAAUUGAUAGUCUUUGGGAGUUUCUUAUUGAUCACAAUAUCAUUUUUGAUCUAUGGUUUAUGGGAUUUCCAUAGUUGGUAUCAAUUGAUUGUUCCCAGAAUCAUCUUUGCUGUCGGUAUCACCUCGGGUAUGAGUAUGAUUCCUGUUCUUUUACAUCAAUUGAUCUACUCAGAUUUCAAAUUCUCCAAGAUCUUCUACUGGAAAAGAAACACCGAUACUCCCAACUCCAAUUUAAACAAGAAUGGGAAAUAUUCUGCCAUGAUCGGUAUAGCUACAGGUUUGGGUGCCAUUUUCUCCGUAUCUUGCUUCUUAUCAUUACCUGUUAAAUUAUCAAUUGAUUUUGAUUUGACAGCCAAAGAGGGUCUUAAGUUAAGUUUCGUUAUCAUUGGAAGUAUUUCAAUAUUAGUAGGGUUAUUCAUGUUGACAUUCCUUUAUAGCUUUCCUACAAAGAACUCUUCUGUGAGUUAUUUUCAAUUAUUAGCUACCGGUUGGUCAAAAUUUUUAUCGUCUUCUUCAGUGAAAAUUGCUUGUAUUGGGGGCUUUAUUGCUAGAUCGACUUCAGUUUUAAUAGCUGUAUUCAUUCCUUUAUAUGUUUAUAAGUUUUAUUAUCAAAAUGGUUUAUGUGAUGCUGAUGGUUUACCUUCCAAGACCAACUGUUAUGAUGGUUAUGUAUUUGCAGCUAUUAUGUCAGGGGUGGUACAAACCAUUGGUUUGAUAUCUUCACCAUUUUGGGGUUAUGCUAUAGAUAAGUUUGGUAAAGUUCCAUGCCUUGUAACCAGUUCCUUAUUCGGUAUAGUUGGUAAUUUGUUGAUGGUUUUAUUCAACUUAGACGAUCCUCGUUCAGCCUUAGUGUUCUUCCUUGUUAGUUUAGUGGGCAUUUCUCAAAUUGGUACCGUUAUAACAUCGAUGAGUUUGAUCUCUGUGGAAAAUGAUAUUGUUGGGUCGAUUUCGGGUAUUUACAAUCUUUUCGGAGGUUUGGGGAUUCUUUUAUUGAAUCAAUUUGGAGGUUUUACAAUUGACUAUUGGAGUUUAUCACCAUUUUUCAUCAUGGGGUUAUUCAAUGCUAUAUUAAUAGUGUCAUGCUUUUUCAGUACUCGAACGUAA
Molecule: messenger RNA, 1443 nt
Organism: Yamadazyma jaroonii
Lineage: Eukaryota; Fungi; Ascomycota; Pichiomycetes; Serinales; Debaryomycetaceae
Source: the annotation of a GenBank genome assembly